AUGGAGACAAGUCAUGAAUUACACCAUCUGGAAGCUCCACCUCCUCCCGAGCAACACCUUGAGCGCCUCCUCGGAAACCAUGAAGACGACGAAGAGCCUCCUCUUAUUUCCGGCCAGCGCUCCACCUCCGAGUUAGCACCACAGCCAGAGAAGCCUCCAACGGCGCGAGUCUCACCACGUCAGCGUGCGCGCUCAAAACUGCAUUCAAUAGCCUGGAAAGUGGAAUUCCUCGCCUGGAUAGCCAGUGCUUGCUGCUUCAUUGCUCUUGUCAUCACAUUAAGAGUCUUUGAUGGGCAUCCGUUGCCGCAGUUGAGAUUCGGUAUUAGUCCUGGGGCCAUCAUUCAACUGUUGUCGGCAAUCGGUGAAUUCUUCUUGGAAACAUCGUUUGCAUCUGGAUUAGGCCAGCUGAAAUGGUUGAAUGCGUUGCAAAAGACGCCGUUGGCCGACUUUCAUACGAUCGAUGAAGCCAGCAGAGGAGCUUGGGGAAGUGUAGUUCUCAUUGCAAAACGCAGAGGAGGUCUACUGGCUUCUUUGGGUGCCUUUAUUGUCAUAGUUGCCCUGGGCAUCGGCACUUUUGUUCAACAAGCCUUGGACUAUGACACCAUCUACCCAGUCUCCGGAAGUGCUCUGAUGCCCAUUGCGCAGUUUAUGAACGGUGUUGGUUCAGCGCCGAUUGGAAAUGGAGGCACCAAAACGGGCAUCGAUUCUGUGCUCACUUCAGCUCCCUACCUGGCUUUCUACAGUCCUGCCGGUACAAACUUCACUGCAACGGCGCAUUGCAGCACCGGCAAUUGUACAUGGAGCUCCUACCAGACGCUGGGGUUUUGUAAUACGUGCAAGAAUCUGACGUCCCAGUUGAAAAGAAAGAAACUUCACAUCAUUCCUAACAAUCUCAAGGAUGAAGCUUACAUCACAAACACAUAUGUUUUGCCAAACGGUUUUGGACUGACUGGCAUUCAGCCAGGAGACAUGAUCAAUCAAGUCGGUUUCAUGAUUACAAACGGGAUCCUCAACGUAUCCACGAUCAAUACUCCAGAGAAUUGGGCUUCUGUCGCGUUUUCGAACAGGGGAUCUGUACUAACAAGCGUCCUCGCGGUUGCUGCCGCUCCUGGUACGAUUCCCGAACAGCCAGAUCAGACCAUGACGGAGAUGAAGAUGACGGGGUCCAUGUACGCGGCCCCAGUAGCCUAUGAAUGCCUGCUACAAUUCUGCGUUCGCACCAUGAACGCUACUUUUGUUAAUGGCACGCUGCACGAGACUGCCCUUUCAACCUGGACAAAUGAAACACAGGGUAUAGUUCCUGAAACUAGGCAUUAUGUGCUUCGUCCGCCAGGUUCCUCAGAUGAGUUUAAGGCUUCGAGCGCUUCAAGGGAUGCGAUGAUUCCUUGGCUCAACUCUCUGCUUGUUGGUAGCGCAUAUUCGUCCAAUCUCGAUUCAUUCGACUCUGGCUCUUCCUCUGAUCUUAUACGAAUGGUGCGAACAGCUAUGAAUACCUCAGAGACGGGAUUUCCAGAUUUGAUGGACAACUUGGCCCACAGCAUGUCUCUCAGCCUGCGGAGUGCAGCAUACCAACCGUCACCUACAAAUGGGCUAGCCUUUUCUCCAGUUAGCCACGCCGUGGUGACGUGGGAAUGGCUGAUUUUGCCUGCGUUUGAACUGAUAGCGUCGUUGGUGUUCUUGGUGCUAGUUACGCUGAGGACGAGAAAGGCUGGUCUCGUACCGUGGACGAAUAAUAUACUAGCAAUCUUUUACCACGGGUUUGACCGACGACCUAGCAUGUCGGGAGUUGAUGAUAGUGAAAGCGCUUUGGAAGAGGAAUCUCAUGGGUUACUCGUUCAAUUUCAACCUAGAGAAGAGAGAGGAAGAUUGGCUAUUGUCAAUGGGCCCUAA
This is a messenger RNA of Trichoderma gamsii, 1890 nucleotides long. RefSeq lists its product as hypothetical. The record is from RefSeq and is a predicted model, not a curated record. The coding region runs from base 1 to 1890 and encodes 629 amino acids. The transcript is spliced from 2 exons. NCBI's taxonomy places the organism in Eukaryota, Fungi, Ascomycota, Sordariomycetes, Hypocreales, Hypocreaceae.